CACAGCUGAUCGCAUGUAAAUAGGGAAAUGCCAGUUAUCAGCAUUUCUCGCCUCAUGAGCUGUCACGCUGACAGAGGAGAGGAGAGCCGCCCCAGCAGCGCCACCUGUCAGUGUCCAUCAGUGCCAGCUCUCAGUGCUCAUCCAUGCCACCUGCCAGUGCCCAUCAGUGCCACAUCAAUGCCACAUAUCAGUGCCCAUCUGAGCUGCCUUUCAGUGUCACCCAUCAGUGCCAGUCAGUGCCACUUAUCAAUGCCAUGCGCAUCAGUGCCGCCUAACAGUGCCAGUCAGUGUCGCCUAACAGUGCCAGUCAGUGCCACCUAACAGUGCCAUAUAUGAGUUUUGCCUUUCAGUGCCCAUCAGUGA
Staurois parvus is the source of this 363-nucleotide messenger RNA. The record is from the annotation of a GenBank genome assembly. Lineage: Eukaryota; Metazoa; Chordata; Amphibia; Anura; Ranidae.